UUAAAAGUAUACUGAAGAAUUCAUUACAUUUCCUGACUAAAACUGUAGCUAUAAAUACAUGUUUAUUGAGUUAGUUUUAUUAUUUCAAUUGAUAGGAUGAAGAGGUUCCGUCUUCAAGUGAUGAAAACCCUGGACCUUCCAAGUGGAUGUUGGUCGAAGAAAAUGAAACUGCUGGCGAGGGACAGUCUUCAAGGGAGGAAAAUCCUGGACCUUCCAAACAGACGUCACUUCUGGGAGAUGAAGCUGAUUCUGAGGGGCCAUCUUCAAGCAAGGAACAUCCUGGACCUUCAGAACAGACUCCAGUUCUUGGAGAGGAAGAUGAGCAAGGUCCUUCGAAGGGAUCGCAGACAUCAGAAAGCAGAAAGAGGAAAAGCUCAGCCUUAGCAGAGGAUGAAGUGGUAAAACAAAGGCCAGUGAAAAAGACUGCUGGAGAAAUGGGAGAUGCAACUUCAGGGGCUGAAGAACAGAUCGUAGAUGUGAUCAUGGAUGAGCCAGCACAAGAUUCACAAGAUCAAGAAGACGAGGAUGACAUUGAUUUUGAGUACAUCAUGCCACAGGGCCAUACUUUGAGAAGCUUGCAAGAAAAGGCUGCUGCUACUUUUGAGAAGCUCCAAAAGGAACUCGACAAGAUAAAGGAAAGUGCAAAGAAAACUGUCGAAAUAUCAGAUGUACCUGAUGAACCUGAAGCACCCUUGUCUCCUUCAAGGAACGACGUGGACAGUGGUGCAUCAGUGGCCUUCCCUGCGCAAUCACUAGUGCCUCCAAACCUAACAGGAGGCCAAACGAUGGAUGAUGUCAUGGACAGAUUGGAAACCAUCACCAACAAAGAUGGAGAGCAACAGCUGGUGGUUAGACAGGAGGUGCUGCAGCCCCUGGCAACCCUUGUUCCUGAUCACAAGAAGAUUGGCAGGGAGCUGGGGAACAUGUUGUUCCUUGAUCAAGAGCGAUUGAAGUCAAAUUGUCGGGGAGUGAGAGGAAUGGACAGACUAGAUCCAAAACGAUUGAAUGCCAUGAAGAGAGCAGUGUUAAAGUUAUGCCCUGGGAAUAGCGAAGAGCAAGACCAGAGGUGGAAGGCCGUCAAAGAAGCUGUGGAUGCAUCCAGUCGUCACGUUAGAAGGAAGGCUAAAGACUAUUUGACUGUUGAAACAGGCAGGUUUGAACCUGGUGCUCCCCUGCCUCUGUCAAGGGAUAACGUAACCAACGAUGCACCACUGGCUUUCCAGUCAUCUACACUGGUGCCGCCAGCAUCCCAACCACUACCAACUCCCAUCUCCAUUUCAGUCUCUACUCUUGACACCAUGCCCCAAGCUUCAACUCCAACGCUGCCUCCUUGUUUGAGACAGAUGACAACUCCGAUGCCUCAUACUCAAACAGCACCUCAUGUACCCCUGACACUGCACUCGGAACAAACAAUACGCAUUGACGUACUCGAGAGGGAAGUGGCCAUUUUGAAGGAAGCCAUCCCCCUCCAAGAUGAGAAAUACCAACGAUUAAUGUCCAUAUACAUGAGAAACUACACAUACCUGACCAAAAGCCAAACGAUGGCUGACAUCAUGGACAAAUUGGAAACCAUCACCGAUGAAGACGGAGAGCAACAACUGGUGGUCAGACGGGAGGUGCUGCAUCACAUGACAGCCCUCGUUCCUGAUCAUAAGAAGAUUGGCAGGGAGCUGGCCAACGUUCUGUUCCUGGCUGAAGAGCGAUUGAAGUCAAAUUGUCGGGGAGUGAGGGGAAUGGACAGGCUAGAUCCAAAACGAUUGAGUGCCAUGAAGAGAGCAGUGUUACAGUUAUGCCCCGGGAACAGCGAAGAGCAAGACCAGAGGUGGAAGGAAGUCAUAGAAGCUGUGGAUGCAUACAGUCGUCACGUUAGAAAGAAGGCUAAAGACAACAUGACUGUUGAAUCGGGCAGGUUUGAACCUGGGGCUCCCCUGCCUCCGUCAAGGGAUAGUGUUACCAACGAUGAACCUAGUGCUCCCCUAGAAAGCAAUACCAAAGACAGUGAUUUUUCAGGGGCCUUCCAGUUAUCAUCAUUACUGCCUCCAGUAUCCCAGCCACAUCCCUACCCUGUCUCCAUCGCAGCGUCUACCUCAUUUUCAACAAUGGCUCCUUUGCCAACGCCAACACUUUCUCGGCUGUCUCCAACUCUGAUGACACCACUUAUUAUUCCCACAUUUCCCUCUGACCAACUGACACGGAUUUCAGCACUGGAAAAGGAUGUCGCCGGUCUGAAGCAGGCUGUGGCCCUCCAAAGUGGGAAAUAUCAACAUCUGCUCUCCUUAUAUGUGAGCUCUAACUCCAGCGGAACAAAAAGCGAAACCAUGGAAGACGUCAUGGACAAAUUGGAGACCAUCACCGAUGAAAAUGGAGUACAGCAGCUGGUGGUCAAACAGGAGGUGCUGCUGCCCCUGAGAGCCUUUGCUCCCGACCAUAAGAAGAUUGCCAGGGAACUAGGCCACAUGUUGUUCCUUGACGAGGAACGAAUGGCGUCCAAUUGUCGGGGGGUUAGAGGAUUGAGCAAACUACAUCCAGAGAGGUUGGGUGCUCUUAAAAGGGCGGUGCUUGAACUGUGCCCGGGGAACAGUCAGCACAGAGAUCAGAUGUGGAAGGAUAUCAAAGAGGCAGUGGAUUCAUACAGUCGUCAUGUCAGGAAAAGGAUCAAGGACAAAAUGACUUGAAAUAGCGAACCAAGACAAAGGUUAGGUAACAUCCCCUGGGUAAGCACCUGUCGGCUCCACCUACCUGUCCUGCCCCUGUCUGUCCUGGCCCUCCUAUCCUGCCCCUCCUAUGAAAAAAAAAUUGUGUAAAACUGACAAGUGAGUUUGUUUAAAUUGCAACAACCUAAAACAGCCUACAGAAAUUGCAGCAUUUAAUUAUUAAAUCCUUAGAUAUACAAGUUUCUUUACACAAGGUUAAGCAAUGAAUGUUUCUUUCCAAUUACGGAAGAUCAUAGACACAACAUCCAUGUGUAAUGAACAUUAUGUAUUGCCAUGAUAACAUCCAAUUUCAAUUUAUUUGAAAUGUAUUAAAGUUUGAUUAAAAGUAUCAGAAACCCAUAUUUUAUAGUGCAAUAAUCCAAGAGAAUUUUGAGGAAUUCCAUUUGGAAUUGAAGAAGCGACCCAGAUAGGUCGUGAACCUGUUCAGUAAGUUUAAGUUCAGUUGUCUUGUUUCAACAAUCAAAUUUACAAUGAAAAUCUCCAUCCAUCCAGUUCGUUUUUGUAUAAGGUCUUUAUUUUUCACUACAUCUCUAUAGACUUACAUUUUUUUAAUAUCACAAAGUGUUGACAUCUUCCAGCAUUUCUUUUUUGCCAUGAGUUUUUUUUUUUAUAUUCUCUCCAUGUUAUGAGAGAUAGCCUAUCACAUAGCUGUUGCAUGUGUGAUGGAUUUUAAAACCAAAUGAAACUUGAAGAGAGACAUGCAUGUAUUUAGUUCAGGUUCAUGCAUGCAUGAAGAUUUGUUUCAUAAUGUAAAUGUAUACAUGUAGAGUUUGCAAUCAAAGAAAAGCUGUGAACUGAAGUACUAUAUUUGACAAUUACAUGUAUUAGGCAAAAAUACCAAAAUU
Messenger RNA from Patiria miniata (bat star), 3559 nucleotides. RefSeq lists its product as uncharacterized. The coding region runs from base 147 to 2675 and encodes 842 amino acids. Gene Ontology annotation, molecular function: DNA binding. The record is from RefSeq and is a predicted model, not a curated record. The transcript has 6 exons. Lineage: Eukaryota; Metazoa; Echinodermata; Asteroidea; Valvatida; Asterinidae.